AUGACACCAUUGGCGCACCUGCACGAGACGUUGGAAAAGACUCGAGUCGAGGCCGGACUGAAGGGCAUGAGUGUUGCGGUGAUGCACCGUGGCGAGGUGAUCUUUGCCGAUGGGUUCGGACAACGUAACGACACCGAUCCCUUCACCGCCGAGACGUUGAUGCCGAUUGCGUCUUUGACAAAGGCGUUCACGUCAGCGGCGAUUAGCGAGCUUGUCGGAGAGGGCAAGAUGGACUGGGACACGACCCCCGUCAACACCUACCUCCCCGAGUUUGCCUUUGGAGAUCCCGUCCUCACCUCUCAAUUGACUCUCGUCGACCUCCUCUCCCACCGCACCGGAAUGCCAGAUAUCGAUGUGGCAUGGUUCAAGAGCACAACCACCCGCCGAGAGAACAUCAAAACCCUCCGCAACCUCUCCCCACCCCAAAAGCUCAAACCCUACUACAAAUACAGCAACACCAUGUACGCCGUCGCCGGCGAGGCCUCUGCAAACGUUGCCGGAACCACCUGGGAGGACCUCGUCCAGACAAAACUCCUCGAUCCUCUGGGUCUGAAGAAUACUGGAUUUUCGCCCUCGGGAAUGGUCGAGCGUUCGGAUAACUAUGCGAUGCCGUAUGAUGCAAAGACGUUGAAGGAUGCCCAGGAGGGAAAGUUUGAGAAGGGGUAUUUGGAAGACAGUUUGAAAGUCGACGCGCCGGCUGGGGACAUUUUUUCGAAUGUGUUGGAUCUUGUCAAGUGGGGGCAUGUGGUUAUGAGUGAGGGGGUGUUGGACGGGAAGCAGGUUUUGAAGAAGGAGAGUUUGAAAGAAUGUUUUACGCCACAUUCGAUUAUGUUGGAGAAGAUGGGGCGGGGCAAAGAUUUCGCGAUUGCUGCGAGUUAUGGAUUGGCUUGGGAGUUGGAUACUUACAAGGGCAACAACUUUUAUUUCCACACGGGAUCGUUGUACGGCUUCAGAGGAAGUCUAGCCCUCUACCCAGACGCAGACAUCGUCGUCGCCUUCCUGACAAACACCCACAAAUCCGCCCUCCGCACCUACAUACCCUUCUACAUCGUCGACCAACUCCUCCGCCUCCCCCGAACCGAAGACUGGCUCUCAACCGUCACCCUCCGCCAGACCCAGGCCGAAUAUGACGACUUUGAAGCCGAUCGCAUCGGCGCAGAACUCCCAGCCCGCGUCAAGGGCACCUCCUUCUCCCACCCGAACUUGGAAGCCUACGUAGGGGAGUACUCAGACCCCGUCAUGGGAACUGUGAAGAUCAGUCUGCGCAAGGAUAAGGAUUCAAAGGAGAAGGAUGUCCUCGGGUUGGAGUAUGUCACCUACAAGUCCAAGAUGGACCAUUACCAUUUUGACAGCUUCCGGUUUUCGUUGAAGGACUUUGGUGUUGAUGUUGUUUCCCUUGCCAGUUUCUCGACGGAUCCUGAUGGUCGUGUCAAUGGGCUCCGCUUCAUCGGUGGUCCUGAUGAGGAUGAUGUCUUCAACUUUAAGCGUCGCACUGCAAACACCGCUGCCGCCGUCGUGAAGAAGGAUUGA
Messenger RNA from Linnemannia hyalina, 1530 nucleotides. NCBI's taxonomy places the organism in Eukaryota, Fungi, Mortierellomycota, Mortierellomycetes, Mortierellales, Mortierellaceae. The record is from the annotation of a GenBank genome assembly.